CCCCGCGCAUCUCAUACGCAUAUUCCCGUACUGAAAAUGGCCGCCAGCUGUCAUUCGCCUACGAAGUGUGGCUUGUUGUGAAGGAACGCGACGCGAAUUCGGCGCAGGACGGUUCUCCGGGCGCGCAGGACGCCGCGAGAGCGCGAUGCAAUUACGUAACGACGCGCGGCUCGCUGGCUGAGAUCGAACGUGAUCGCUUGAUAGAAAGAGAGUGAAAGAGAGAGAGAGAGAGAGAGAGAGUGAGAGAGUGAGAGAAAUAUCGAGUGCGGAUAGAGGAGAGCGGGGAAACGAGAAUAGAAGUAUACGACGCGCUAACGACGGGGUCCCCUACGGUGUUGCUUCGACGGUGUGCCAUAGUGCCAUGAGAGUGUAACCAGUUCGGCUGUUUACAGUUUUUAUUUUAUGCUAAGUGCGCCGUGACUAGUCUGCAUCUACGCGGGGUCGACGGUGCGGCUGAUCGUCCUCCUCCUCCUCCUCCCCCUCCGUCUCUUCCACCCCGAGUCGCUCGCCGCGCGAAUCGGUCUCGCGACCGCGUUCUAAUACCGUUCACUCGUCCCGUUGCGAUACGAGACUUCCUCAGGAUUUCUCUCGAUUUACAUUCUACACCCUGAGAACAGCCAAGGAAAGCAGCAUGGGUUCCAGUCAACAAUUCUCUCUUAGAUGGAAUAAUUAUUUAAAACAUAUUACUUGUGCUUUUGACACAUUAAGGACAGAUGAGGACCUUGUAGAUGUCACUCUGAGUUGCGAAGGCAAAAGGAUUAGGGCGCAUAAAAUGCUUUUGUCAGCAUGUAGUACAUACUUUAGAGAUUUAUUUAAGGAGAAUCCGUGCCAGCAUCCUGUCAUAAUAUUCCGUAAUGUAAAAUUUGAUGAUUUGGCUGCCUUGGUAGAUUUUAUGUAUCAAGGCGAAGUAAAUGUUGUCCAGGAACAGUUAGCAAGCUUUCUCACAACAGCGGAACUUUUAGCAGUACAAGGUCUUACAGAUGGCACAGGAAAGGAUAACGAUAGUUUAGUAGAGGAUGACAUAGAAAUUCCUAAUGAACCUGAAGUUCAACUGCAGAAUAUUUCUGGCAAAUCCACAGGAGAUAGUAAGAGGAACAAGUCACCAUCCUCUCCGAUGCCAUAUCAUGCCAUCGAAUUGCAACCCGAAGUGCCGCCAAACAAAAGAAGAAAAACUCGAGACAGUACGAAUGCGAAUAUGGAAAAGAAUUCAGGGAAUGCGAAGGAUUCCGAAGGAAAAACGUUGGAAAAUCAGACUGGCCCGGGUUCUGAUCCCGUUGAAAUAAUCCCCCUUAUGCCGAAUUUAAAACUGGAGAUGCCUGAAUACCUGGAGCAAGAUGGUAGCAGCUGUAGUUACGAAGAUCAGAGUAUAGGCGACAAUGCACUCAGUAAAAUUACAAUAGACGACACAUCAUCGAACACGCCUGAUCACGAACAGAAGCCCGAUAUCAGUCAAACGUUUUACUCGAGUCAAUCGACAUCAGAUGGUUUGGAUGGCAAACAUCAAACAGAUGUUGGACACCUACUUUCUAAACCAAGUACCUCAGGAGAAAGAGUGACACAGGAAGCAGUACAAGAACGAGCCGCGGGAGACGCCGCCGCGGGUGGCGACGACGACGACGCCGACGCCAUUUCUGCCAGCGGCGUCGCCGAGCUCGUCCCGGACGACGAUUACGGUCAGUCCGGCGCUGCGGCGGACGCCGGCCUCUUGUUUCGCUGUAGAAUUUGUUGGAAGGGUUUCAAGCACCCGAUGUCGUUGACACUGCACAAGGAUUUGCACACAGGCCAGACCAGGUGUCCGAUUUGCCAGCGCAUCUUCAGUCGAAGUUAUGACAUGAAAGCACACUUGCUGCGCAUCCACAAGCGUCAACACACGUUCAGUGUGUUCGAUGCAAAAUCGAACUUUCGAAAGUGAUGAUGACUCUCUUUUCCCCUUCCCCCCCCCCCCCCGGGCUUCUCUUCCAGUUUCGAUUUUCGUUUCUUCACGACAGUUUUAUAUGAAAUAUCUCAUUGCCGCGAGAAAAUAUAUGUAAUGGCAGAUUUUUUUGUGGUGCUUAGCCGAAAUUAGCAGAUGUAUUUUAAGAGUACUUGAAGAAGUGAAAGUUAAAGAUAUAAUUAAGCUUCAACAUAACGUAAAUAAUAUAAUAUACAAGGAUACAUUAGAUUAGUUUCAAAUGGAAUUUAAGAACUUAAUUCUUAAUCUGAUGUGAUUGCUGUCAACACACCUCUCAAACUUGACGAUAGCACACGACAUUAAAAUGUAAUAUUAAACAUAUAACGUCAGUAAUUGAGAAUGAAAGGACAAGCGAGAGAUGUACUCUUAUUCAUUAUAAAACGGAAAGUAAAGUUAUGCUUAAAAAAAAAAAGAAUGUUGAAUAAAUUUACUUAUCUAGCCAAAAAUUCUAAUGGGUCGCAACAGUAUUAAUAUAUUAGGCCAAGUGAGAGACAGUAUUUCAAUAAAGUCAUGCAAAAAUUAAUCCUCGAGUUAAAUAUACAGAGCAUCCACUGACAUAUAAAGUGUGAUAUAUGUGUCUG
This is a messenger RNA of Camponotus floridanus (Florida carpenter ant), 2532 nucleotides long. RefSeq names its product broad-complex core protein. Gene Ontology annotation, molecular function: protein binding; DNA binding. The coding region runs from base 632 to 1912 and encodes 426 amino acids. The record is from RefSeq and is a predicted model, not a curated record. NCBI's taxonomy places the organism in Eukaryota, Metazoa, Arthropoda, Insecta, Hymenoptera, Formicidae. Gene Ontology annotation, biological process: regulation of transcription by RNA polymerase II. The transcript has 6 exons. Gene Ontology annotation, cellular component: nucleus.